CGAAAUCUACAGUGAGGGACCUACAAGGGGCUUUUCUCCCCCCGAUGUUAGCCUACAGUUUAUCCUCCGGCUUGUGUGUAAAUGGAGUAUUCGCAGUCUUUCAGCAAACAUUUGGAUAUAAAAUAAGCGUUGGAUUUAUGUAGCACGAUUCACCAUGGCAAGUCAGCAGAAUGCCUGAUACAGACACUGAUUUGCCCGGAAAUAUAGGGACUGUUUAACAGUCUGGCUUUCUCGGAAUUCCUCAGUGGACUGUUUCUGACACGAAGUUUAUCUGUUUUGGAUAAUGGAUGGCCGAGAUUGCGGACCCCCGAGAUCUGUUCAUAUACCCCCACCUUUACUCACGGGGCUGGCCAUGGAGUCACACCGGCUUGGAGCGGCCGCUGCAGCCGGCAGAAUUCCUCCUUCCCCCGGCCACUUGGGCGCGGGACACUCGGCAUCACUCCAUAGUGGAAAAUACUUGUCAUCGGCCAUUAACAUCCGUUCUCAUCACGGUGAUGCCUUUCAGGUCGGGUCCUCCCCCUUCCUCGGUGGUUACGUGAGCUCCUCCAAUCCGCACGGAGGGCCCGCCCCCAUGACCUCCGACCCGUCCUUCCGAGCCCCCAAUCCGACGAACCUGCAGAUGGCGCAGCUGUGGGCUUCCCACCUCCACGAGGGUUUCGCCCACCUGCCUGGCAGUUUAUACCCCAGCUCCUACAUUCCACUGGGACACCUGGAGCACCCCAGCAGUGGAAGCCCCCUCCACGCUCAGUUGGGCCAGCACCCUCUCUUUGAGCCCCCAAAAGAGGGCUUCUACCUCCCAGGCCACGGAGGACCAUCCGCCCUGCACGCCCAGUCUGCGCUCUCCAGGACCCCAGCCGCCCACACUCCUAGCUCCCUCUCGAGAGACAGGGAGGCCCUACCCUACCACAGGGUCGCAAAGGACACGUCCCGGGACAAGGAGAGGCCCUGCAAGGCCGAGCCGGGCGAGCCUCAUCCCCGCGGCCCGAGGGACGGAGACAGAGAAGAGCCUCGGCCCCGCAGCGUGGUGGACCUGACGGAGGAUGAGAGGAGAACGGGCGGCCCGCACAGGCCCUCGAAGAAAGCCUCGCCCUUCUUCCGCGAGCCCUCGCCCGGCCCGGGCAACGGGGAGCUCAAACUCGGCGCCCCCCUGCAGACGUCCUCGCUGAGCAACUGUAGGAGCGGCGGUGCCUCCACCCUGCUGAGGCCUCUGGGAUCGGAGCAGGACAGGUGGGCCCGGGAUGCGAUCCACGACGACGAAAACACGAGACCCGGCGCCCCGCCUCACGGGGACAGGUCGAAAAAAUACGACCCGGCAGCGACGUCAUCGGCCGGGACGCUGCACGGGUCCCGCGGCAGUCCCUCUCCUCAUGGUAACACCACCCACUUACACCACAGACUGAUAUCUGCCGGCACGUACCCGCCUCCCCCACUCCCUCGCCACCUUCCGCCCAGCCUGUACCCCCUGUAUCCCACAGUGAAAGACCCCGGGAGGGAACACCGGGUGAUUGCGCCCACGUUCGUGCCUUCUGUCGAGCUUUACGAUGAGAGACUUGGGCCCAUUCAGAUUGCCUCCCAGGCCCGGGAAAAUAAGAGCAGCAGGAAAGGGGAGAGGGACUCGCACCGACAGACAGGUGGAGAGAGGACUCAAACGGACCUGUCCCGGCCACCCGCAGCCCACGAGCCCCCUUCCCAUGAUGUCAAAGGUAUAGAAACAUUUCGAGAAGAAGGCUCUGUCAUUCGGUCCAACUGCAUUCCCACAAGGAGGCCGCCACCUUUGGAAAUGCAUGCGGACAGACCGGGGCGCAGUCCGGAUACGGACUCUGUGUUGACCAGUAAAUCAGCUCUCGAAGCAGAGUAUCGUAGCCAAGACCGUAAUAGAAUCCAGAGGGCCUCCAUGAGAGAAGGUGGUUUGAAGUACGGAGGGGUGGACUCGACCUGGAUGCACCCGGAACAGCCUUCACCCAAGGGCUUCAUUUCCACAGAACACAAGUGGAAUCCCUUUGACAUGGCCGACUAUGCCUCCGGCCAGAUGUCCGCCCUCGUGGCCCAGCAUGGGCAGGGCCACAGGGGGGAGGAAGAUGGAAAGAAUGCUUACCUGGAUCCCUCAGGGGUCCACAGACCUGCCCCGAGCGGGAGCUCCAGGGGGAGCCCCAAGGGGCUCCACCCGGAACCCCACAGGGAAGUGUCGGCCAUGCAGAGCCUGAUCAAGUACAGCGGUAGCUUCACCAAGGGCCCCGGCUCAAGGCCCGGAUCAGACGGCAAGGGUCCGUUUGCGGGCCUCGGUUGCAUGAAGCUGGAGGGUGGCCAGCCCGCGGGGCCCAAGACCCAGCACUUCCCACCGCAGCAGUCUGGGAAGCAGCUGAAGCGGGACCCGGAGCGCCCGGAGAGCGCAAAGUCCUUCGGCCGCGAGAGCAUCGGCUCCCAAGGGGAGGUGGAGGUCCGGCACCCGCCCGUGGGGAUCGCCGUAGCGGUGGCGCGGCAGAGGGACAACGGCAGCAAGCCUGGCUUGGGCCCGGCGGACCGAGAGCGCCCCCUGAUGGGCGGCAUCAAAGGUUCAGGGCGUCCAGAGGAGGACAGAGGGGAUGAGGGUAUUCGUGACGACCGUCUCCUGCAGGGCCGACUGGAGCGCGAGCAGGAGAAGCUGCUGCGGGAGAAUAAAGAGUUGGCGGAUUACACACACAUGCACCUGCCAGAGGCAACAGCCAACGGGCUGAACCCCAAUCUGAUGGUGACGGGAGGCCCGCCCCUGGUUAGCUCCGGGCGGUGGCCCCCGGACCCCGCCUCCCACCUGGUGUCUCACCCCUGGAUGCCCCGCCCGAGCGCCCCCUCCAUGUGGCCCUACGGGCUGGGCCCACCCUCGCUCCACCAAGGCCUGCCUCCAGGAUACCCCCAGACCCUCCCGGGCUCCAUACCUCCUCCGUACCAGUUCGCACGAGACCCUCAGUCGGGUCAGCUGCUGGUCAUCCCCACGGAGCACCUCCCACACUACGCGGCCGAGCUUAUGGAGCGGAGCCCCCCUCUGUGGCCCUCGCUGUACCCGUCGGCCAGCAGCUCCCUGCAACACGCCCAGGAGCUGCACCUCCUCUCCCAGCAGCAGCUGCUCCGGCAGCAGGAGCUCCUGAUGAUCCAGCAGCAGGCCGCCCAGGUGAUGGAGCUACAGAGGAGCGCGCAACUCGCGGAGAGGCUGAAGGCGAGCGAGCACAGAGCCGAAAUGGAGGAAAAAGCCGCCAAAAGGAGCGCCGACGGCGGCAAGCACGGCGUCUCGGCCAGACCCGGCCCCGCCCUGCACUCCCGAAAGCCGGCGCCCCCCCGCACCCCGACGCCCACCGCCGCCUACAGCAAGGCCCUGACGCCCCUGCCCUCCCCCCCGAAAACGGAGAAGUCCCUGCCGGUGCGAUCGUAUUCCCACCCGUCCACCCCCGCCCCCCGCCUGCCGAGCCCGCCGUCCGCCCCGCCCCCGCUGGCUGCCCCCAUCCCGCCCAAAGAGGAGUGCGUUGACGUGUGCGAGAACAAAGAACUGGACCUUCAGAACCAUGUCUCUGCACCUCUACAGGCGCUGUACCCUGAAAUCCCUCCCGGUUACCCGUACCCGUCGCUAACGGCUCCGUUCGGCAGCCACUACCCCUACCUGCUCCAGCCGGCCGCGGCGGCGGACGCAGACGGGCUGGCUCCAGACGUGCCGCUGCCGGCGGAGACCCCGGAACGUUCCGCCGCCCCGGCCGACGUGAAGCCCCGACGCCUGCGCUCCCCGGCCGCGGCGGGGCCUCCCCCGCCCCGCGGAGAGCACCCCACGCUCAGCGGCCCCGCGGUGAAGGAGGAGCCCGGUCUGGAGGAGGUCCGGGAGCACCCCGACGACCCCGCGGCCCGCCUCGCGGAGAUGCCCGCACCUGCCCGCUCCUGCCAGGGGGAGUUUGAGACGGGGCGGCGGUCCGUGGUCGUGCCCACGCCGGUGGAGGGGCCGACGGUGGACGAGCUGGCUGACGGAGGGAGGGUGAAGCUGGAGGAGACCGCCCUCCUGAACUGCCGAGCUCCAUACCAGGGGCCUGAUGCGGACACCGCUCUCCCAGAGACCGAACCACCGAUCCUGGAGGGGUCAACCGGGCCCGAGGGCUUAACCUACCACCCCUCCGCGUGUUCCGACGAACCCCAAGCUCUGGUUGACCCUGCCUCCCCCGAACCCGAGGAAACGGAACCAGAACUCGACUCAGAGCAGCCCCUCGAGGAAGCUUUGGAGGUCCCCGAGCCCGCCCCCGAGACGCCGUCCCCCCCGCCUCACGGGCUCCCUGGCCUGUCCGUCACGGACGUCGCCCUCGACGACCCCAUGGCCGGCAUGAUCGCACUGGUGGCCGCCAGCGAGCUCCCGCAGGCCUGCCUCCUGCCGGGGUCACCCUCUGACCUCACCCCCCUGGGGUGCUCCGGGCUGGAGGGCAUGACCCUGCUGGGCGAGGUGGCCGAACUGGAGCUGGAGAGACAACACUCCGCCCUUCUGAUAGCAGGCCCCUGUGGGUUAGAGACCCUGCUGUUGGCGAGCAGGCAGGUUCUCCUGGAGGAGCUGCAAAGGCCCGUCGUCACCAUCCGCCUCCCCAGGGAGCUCAACCCCAACAGGAGGUACAGCUGGAUGCAGAAGAAGGAGGAGCCUCUCUUCUCCAAAUCAACCCUGGAAGGGAUGGACAUGUUGGAGGUGGACUACCGCAUGAGGCUGGCUGAGCUGCAGAGGAGGUACAAGGACAGGCAAAGGGAGCUGGCGAAGCUUCAAAGACGCAGAGAGCGCGAGGAGAAGCUGCUCCUGGAGGAGAGUAGCAGGGCGUCGGCUCGCAGGGGCCCCGGAAGGCCCCGGAAGAGGAAGCACAGCCUCGCCGCUCCCUCCCCGCCCGCCGGGAAACUGGACACCAGGAACGCCAGGUUCAGCAAGAGCCUGCCUCUCUCUGAGGACUCUGAGGCCGGAGAGAUACUGAGGAAGCGAUUUCGGGGACCCAGCCUAGAAGAGGACGAGGACAUGGACGGAGCGAUGAAAGUAAAGAGAAAGAACAAGCAGUGGGGUGAUCGGGAGGCCUCAUCUAGCUUCUCUCAGGAGAUGCCGAUGAAGAGCAACAAAAAGAGGAGAGUGAGCGAGCAGGAGCAGCUGGCUUCCAAGCUGGACAGGGCCCUGUCGCUCACCAAGCUAGGUAAACUCCACAGGUCUCCCUUUCAGUACACGGAGGGCCACUACGGGAGAGCCACGCCUGGCUCGGGGAGCUGCGGUAAGUUUUCGGCGCUCCGAGAAAUGGAGCUGAAAGCCAAGGCGGGGAAACAGAGCCUCUCUAAGGGACUCGGCCUCUUUCAGAAGUCGUCCAAAGGAGGUAAAAACAAAAUGGCCGCCAAAACAAAGAACAUGGAACCCUGCAUGAAUGUAAAAGGCCAACAGAAAGCGCUGUAUUCCCCUGUGAGGUCAGAAGUCAGCAGCUACUCCAACAAUACAGACACGGAAGAGGAGGAGGAGGAGGAGGAGGAGGAGUUGAUGGAAGGGUGGCCGCCCCGCCCUGCUCUGAGCAGGACAGGAGCCCGGUCGCUAAGGCCUGCCCUCUGCAGCAAGGCGUCCAAUAAGAGCUGGCCGCUGUCAAAGAGGGGCGGGGCGUCCGGGGGCCUUCAUCCCCAACGGGCACUCGGCAGGACGACACACAAGCACUUUGGUUUACUGCUGCGGGAGGCGGGGGCCAGCUCCUCGGAAGACUCUUUCGACCAAGAAUACUUCAUGGAGAAGGAGGAUUACGAGGAUGAGGAAGAGGAGGAUGAAGACGAGUACGGGGGGAGCAGCGGUUUGUGCUCCCCCUCCGUGGAGGAGAGCGGGCUGGGCCUCCUCGCCCGAUUCGCCGCCAGCGCCCUCCCCUGCCCCCUGAUCCCCGCCCCCCUCUCCGUGGUCCAGCUGGAGGCCAAGCAGAAGGCCAGGAAGAAGGAGGAGAGGCAAAGCCUUCUGGGUACCGAGUUUGAGUACACCGACUCGGAGAACGACGUGAAGAUCAGGAAGAGGCUCCCAUCCCUGCUGCACGGGAAGCGCUCCGCUCCGGAGCUCCCCCUGCUGGCCCCGGCCAGUGCGCUCCGGGAGGAGCCCGGCCCCCUCCCCAACCCCGGCCCCAGCCCGGGCCCCGGCAGGCCCCGGAAGCCCAAGAAGACGCGGCCGCCCCGGGCCGUCAGCCUGGACACGGCGCUGGAGGCCAGCGACGAGGACCACUGGGCCCGCCGGAGGAGCGAGCGCAUCUUCCUCCACGACGCGGCCGUCACCGCGUCCUCCACCCCGGUGUCCCCCACCGCCCCCCUGCCCAAACCCGCCCGCUGCCCCAAGAAGGAGGCCGCCAAGCCCAAGGAGGCAAAGGACGUGGCCAAGAAGAAGAAGGGUAAAGACAGCCCGGUGUCCCUGUCCCCGCUGUCCAGCCCCGCCCCCGAGAGCCGCUCGGCCCCGCCCUGCCUGCCCGUCAGCCCCGUGCGGCGAGGCAAGGCCAAAGCCAAACCCCGAGAGGUGAAGAAAGAGCAGGCGAGGGGAAAGGGCGGGGCUGUCAGUAAGCUCAUGGAGAGCAUGGCUGCCGACGAGGACUUCGAGCCCAGCCAGGACAGCAGCUUCUCCGAGGACGAGAACGUCCCGCUCAGCACGCCCCCGGACCGGCCCACUACCCCCGGCCCGCGGAACUGCGUGAUCCAGAAGGAGGAGCUUCAGGACGGGCUCCGUGUCCUCAUCCCCAUGGACGACAAGCUGCUGUACGCCGGCCACGUCAACACCGUGCACUCGCCCGACAUAUACAGAGUGAUGGUGGAGGGCGAGCGUGGAAACAGACCCCACAUCUACUGCCUGGAGCAGCUGCUGCAGGAAGCGAUCAUCGAUGUGAAGCCUCCCUCAGUGAAGUACCUCCCAGAGGGCACCAGGAUCGCGGCCUAUUGGAGUCAGCAGUACCGCUGCCUGUAUCCAGGAACUGUAGUCAGGGGCAACCCCGACAUGGAAGAGGACGACGACCUGAUCACCGUGGAGUUUGACGACGGGGACACAGGCCGGAUCCCGCUGUCACACAUUCGACUCCUCCCGCCUGACUACAAGAUCCAAUGUGCCGAGCCCUCGCCAGCCCUCUUGGUGCCCAGCACAAAGAGGCGUGGUAGGAAAUCUAGCAAGGAGGCGCCAGAGAGCAAGGAGGCGGACUCCCCAACUGCAGAGGAGCCGGCUUCCAAGAGCAGAGGACGGGGACGAAAACCCAAACCAAAGCCUGAUUCUGAGGUAAUUCCAGAGGAACGGGAAAAAUCUGAAAUGUCUGCUCCCGCUGAGGCCCAGGAGACCCUUCUCCCACCCGGCGGGUCGGCUCCCCGACUGGGUAGAAAGCGGCAGCAAGGGAACGUGGCCAGCUCCUCCGCUGCGAUACCUGACGAGGCCCAGAAGAAACCAGCGCCAACCAAGGCCGCAGCCAAAGCCAACCCACAGCCGCAAAAAGCAGCCUACACCUCCCCCAUCUACGGAAAAGUCCUCUCGGUCAACCUCUACAACGAACCGUCCAUCUCCCUGGGUUCAUUCCUGUCUGGCUCAAGCGUCGACCUGGGGAAGACCAAACCGGCCAAGAAAGGAAGGAAGAGCGAUGAGGUCCAUGAGACUGGGCCCGGGGCAAAGGUGCAGAGGAAGCCACCGCAGGCUGAGGUCCUCAUCAAGCUGGAUCAUGAGGGGGUCAUGUCCCCGAAGACCAAGAAGACCAAGGCCUUGAUGAUGAUGGAGGACAAAGGCCUUGACAAAAGGCAAAACAAGGCAGUCAUGGGUGUGGCUUACACCACGGUGCCAUCCGGGGAGGCUAUUCAGAAGCCGGGCACGACCAAAGCUCCAGAGAAGGAGAACCCAAAGGCUGUCGCCGUCUCCUCCUACAGGAAGCUGGGCAGGGGUGGGGAGGCUGUGGUCAAGGUUCCCAAGGUCGAUAAGGUCGAUAAGGUCGAUAAGGUCGAUAAGGUCGAUAAGGUCGAUAAGGUCGAGGAGUCGGACAGCAGUAGCAGCACUGGCUCCGAAUCUGAAGGCGAGGCAGAGGAGCCCACGAAGGAGGAGGAGGAGGUGGCACAGGAGGAUGCUGCGUCUGGCACCUCCCGCGCCUCCAGCCCUGUCUCCACCAACUCCUCCAGCUCAUCCACCAACAGCUCCUCAACAUCCUCCUCCUCUGGCUCCGGCUCGACCUCCUCUUCCUCCUCAUCCUCAUCUUCAGCCUCUUCAACCACGACCGACGAGGACUCCCCCUGCAGCUCCGACGAGGAGACCGCAGGCUCACCUCAGAACUCCUCCUCCUCUGCUAUCCCCCAGAGUCCCCCAGAAGCUGAGAACAAGCUGCCUGACGCGCCGGAGGCCCCCUCUUCCGUCCCCACCAAAGGCCAGAGGCGCCAGCAGGCCAAGCUGAAGGAGCAGCAAAGCAAGAGUCGGCCCAAGAGGCGAGAGGGCAUCCACCUCCCCACCACCAAGGAGUUGGCCAAGCGCCAGAGGCUGCCCUCGGUGGAGAACCGGCCCAAGAUCUCAGCCUUCCUCCCAGCCAGGCAGCUCUGGAAGUGGUUUGGGAAACCCACCCAGAGACGUGGGAUGAAGGGCAAGGCUAAGAAGCUGUUCUACAAGGCCAUCAUGCGCGGGAAGGAGAUGAUCAGCAUCGGGGACUGCGCCGUGUUCCUGUCUGCCGGGCGACCCAACCUGCCCUACAUCGGCCACAUCCAGAGCAUGUGGGAGUCCUGGGGCAGCAACAUGGUGGUCCGGGUAAAGUGGUUCUACCAUCCUGAGGAAACCAACCCUGGGAAGAAACUGCAUGAUGGAAAGGCCUGGGAUCCGAAAUCUGUUAAGGGACUCCAUGCAGCUUUGCAGGCUUCCAAUCAGAGGAAGGACUUCAUGGAGCGUGCCCUCUACCAGUCAUCCCACAUCGACGAGAACGACGUGCAGACCAUCUCUCACAAGUGCCUGGUGGUCAGCCUCGAACAGUACGAACAGAUGAUCAAAACCAAGAAGUACCAGGACAGCGAGGACCUCUACUACCUCGCCGGCACCUAUGAGCCCACCACGGGGAUGAUCUUCAAUACGGACGGGGUUCCCAUCAUCUGCUGAACCCUCCCACCAACCACCGCCAUGUCCUCUGACCCCCAUCAGAAUCUUCUCUUUGUUUGUCAUCGUGUGCCACAGGUGAAAAAUAAACAUAGCUCUUGGAAGCAGGGGAACCCGCACCGUCGACACAAUCUCUAAAACGGUGAUGAUUCGCAGCAUCUCGGCCGUUUGUGGAUACCAGCGACCGUGAACGUGACUGUGACGCUAGCUGAGUGAGAGUUCUAAACGACAGGCAGGAUGGUGAAGAGAAGGAAGUGGGCUCACAGCGAGAGAGACUCCGGCUGCUGGGAGUUCAUCCUCAGGGCACUGUAUCGCAUAACCGGACACUCCAAAUGCAUGCAUGACUGGUCUGAAAUGGAGUCAGCGGUAGCACAUGAUAUAGCGAUUGGAGCACGUGCCCUUCUCGGUUUGCAGAAGUCCAGGCUGAUGGAGAGGUUAAUUUUUUAUUUUUUUCUUGUGUGGGCACCGAUGUGGGCCGCUGAUCAUUUCCUCAUAUUCAUUUGGGGAUAAAAUGCAGAGCAAUGUCAGGCCCUUGGAUUUUUCUUGUCACAACGUUGGUGAAAGGGGUGGGGAGGGCAUGUUGUGAAACUCCCCAGAAGCCCAGUUUGCCUUAGCAGCUGGGCCCCCUGUUUCUAGAGCAGCACCAGCAAACCUCUGUGAAAGGAGCCUGCGUUCCUUUGGCCCCAGGACCCACUCCCUCUGCACGUCUGCGGCCUGUUCCCAGCUCAUCACAGGCCGCAGUGUGGGGCAAAUGGAAAAUCACGCCCACCAGGAGAAAUGACAUCACAGUCCAUGUUGCCUGGCAACA
Molecule: messenger RNA, 9875 nt
Organism: Conger conger (European conger)
Lineage: Eukaryota; Metazoa; Chordata; Actinopteri; Anguilliformes; Congridae
Product: trinucleotide repeat-containing gene 18 protein-like
Exons: 30
Coding region: 284-9070 (2928 amino acids)
Molecular function (GO): chromatin binding
Source: RefSeq, a predicted model, not a curated record